Molecule: messenger RNA, 1261 nt
Organism: Rhizophagus irregularis DAOM 181602=DAOM 197198
Lineage: Eukaryota; Fungi; Glomeromycota; Glomeromycetes; Glomerales; Glomeraceae
Biological process (GO): protein phosphorylation; signal transduction
Cellular component (GO): cytoplasm
Molecular function (GO): ATP binding; protein kinase activity
Source: RefSeq, a predicted model, not a curated record
UUUAAUAUUCGAAUAAAGAAUUUUUUAAAGUUUAUUAUUAUAUAGAAAAAAAAGUAUAUAUAAACAUAGGAUAUUUAUUUUGGAUUCUCUAAAUUAAUUUUAAAACGGAAAAAUUAUGGACCAACAAACUAACUAUAAAUUAAAAACUGACUUUUUAAUAUCGAGCGAUGUACCCUUAAAUCAUCAGACACAAACUAGUACACUUAAAUCAAUAUAUAAGAAAUGUAAUGGAUGCAAACGAAGAAGAAAAGUUUUCAAUGAAAUCGAUCAGAUUUGCGUCCAAUGUUAUAAAGCAAAAAAGAUUCCGUUAAGUGGAAAUAAAGUUAUUGAUGAUUUUAUAAAGUUCACGUUAACUAAUUACUGUAAAAAAGAGGGGGGAAUGGAAUUUGUUCCUUAUGAAAAAUUUAAGGAUAUAAAAUUUAUUGCCGAAGGAGGAUUUAGCAAAAUUUAUAAGGCUACUUGGAUUGAUGGUCCAAUAGUCGAUUGGAAUGAAAAAAAACAAAAGUAUAAUCGUUAUGGUGAAAUGACAGUUGCACUUAAGGAACUUGAUAGUUCUGAGAACAUAAAUUCUAGGAAGCUAAAUGAGCUCAAGAUAUAUUACAAUUUCGUCUCAAAAUGGAAACCUGAUAAAGAAGAUGCUAAAGAGGAUCGCAAAAGUAGAAAAAAUUAUUAUGUGAAUAUUAGUGACUAUAAUAAUAUCAACAUAUGUUAUGGGAUUACCCAAAAUCCUAUUACCAAAAAUUUUAUGAUAAUUACAAAAUAUUAUGAUAUGGGAGAUCUAGCACAUUAUAUAGCUAAUGAUUUUUUUAAUUAUAUUUGGUAUAAUAAGCUAAGUAUUUUGCAUAAUAUUGCAUCAGGACUUAAAAACAUACAUGAUGCAAAUAUAAUCCACAAAGAUUAUCAUAGUGGAAAUAUUUUUGUUGUAUAUUCUUAUUCAGCUACAACAGGUGAUUUAGGAUUAAGUAAAUCAGCAAUUGAAUCAUUGGAUGAUGAAAAUGAGAUAUAUGGAAUUAUUCCUUAUGUUGCUCCAGAGGUUCUUCAAGGACAAAAAUAUACUAAAGCUUCAGAUAUAUAUAGUUUUGGUAUGAUUAUGUGGGAAUUAAUGACAGGUAGAAGACCUUUUUGGGAUAAAAAUCAUGAUGCAGAACUUAUUAUCGAAAUAUGUGACGGAAUUCGUCCUCCAGUAGUUACAAAUGCACCUAAAGGUUAUGUUGAAUUGAUGAAAGAAUGUUGGCACUCUGAUCCAAAUAAAAGACCAACA